This is a messenger RNA of Salvia splendens (bonfire salvia), 318 nucleotides long. RefSeq lists its product as uncharacterized. NCBI's taxonomy places the organism in Eukaryota, Viridiplantae, Streptophyta, Magnoliopsida, Lamiales, Lamiaceae. The transcript has a single exon. Bases 1 to 318 code for a protein of 105 amino acids. The record is from RefSeq and is a predicted model, not a curated record.
AUGGAUCAAUUCGGAUUCAACGGAGCUGACGUCUGGAGCACCACCGGCGACCAAAAGGGGAGCAAGGAAUCCAUUUCCAACACCGGAAAAGCUCAGCAGAAAAAAUCCGAGCCGGUGAACAUUCCUGGGUGGUCGAGCAGGGCACGUGUGGGAGACUAUUCUGAGAAGGGAACAGAGGGAAUGCCGCCUCACGAGUACCUGGCGAAGACGAGAGGAGCGUCGCCUUCGGUGCAUGAAGGGAAGGGGCGGACUCUCAAGGGCAGGGAUUUGAGCAAUGUAAGGGAUGCUGUAUGGAAACAGGCCGGCUUUCAAGAUUAA